AUGGCAAAAGAUAAAAAGGCCAAAAAGGCGGAGCAGAAAGCCCGGGCUGCCGCAAAGCAAUCAAAGAAAGCAUCUCAAAAGGAGAAGAAGGCUAAAGCCAAGGGCUUGAAUGAUGACAGCGAUGCAGAAGACGUUGACCUUGAUGCUGUUCUAGCUGCUUAUGCUGAAGAGCAGGCCAAGUUUCUAAAAGUCACUGAAGUUGCGAGCGGCACGCCAUCACCCCGCUCUUCUUCAACCAUCAUUGCUUCACCAUCAAAUCGAGGGGAGAUCUUCCUAUUUGGCGGAGAGUACUUUGAUGGGUCGCUGGCUACAUUCUACAACAAUUUAUAUGUAUAUCUAAUUGAGAAGAAUGAAUGGAGGGUUGUUACCAGCCCGAACAGUCCGCUUCCCAGGAGUGGACAUGCAUGGUGUCGUGGAGGGAACGCGGGAGGAAUAUACCUCUUUGGAGAGACCAAAAGUAAAGGCCCUCCAGCUCGAAGUGGACAUAGAAUGACAUAUUAUAAGAACUACAUCAUACUAUUUGGCGGUUUUCAGGAUACCUCGCAACAAACGAAGUACUUGCAAGAUGUUUGGCUCUAUGACUGCCAAAAAUUCACCUGGUACAACCCUGCAUUGCCACCGGCAACGCAAAAGCCUGAUGCCCGGUCGUCCUUUUCUUUUCUUCCACACGAGUCAGGCGCCGUGCUCUUUGGCGGAUACUCCCGUGUGAAAGCAGCAACCAAAGCGAACAAAGGACAAAAAGGUGGCGGCAGUAGUGCUCAACGCUCAGUGCUUAAACCAAUGAUCCACCAAGAUACCUGGUUUUUACGGGUAACCCCUCCUCCAUCGGAUGCACCAUCUACUGCUUCACCAACCAUUCGAUGGGAGAAAAGGAAACGGCCGGUCAAUGCCCCAAACCCCCCGCGUGCGGGUGUUACCAUGGCAUUCCAUAAAGGGCGAGGUAUCUUCUUCGGAGGCGUCCAUGAUGUUGAGGCAACAGAGGAAGGUAUAGAAAGCGAAUUCUUUGAUAACCUUUUUGCGUGGAAUAUUGAGAGAAACAGGUUCUUUCCUCUUCCUCUCCGAGCCCCGAAAUCAGGGAGUAAAAAACAGCAAGCUACUGAGAGAGCCAUAAAGUCACGCAAUAAGGGGAAAGCAGAUGAGGAAGAGUUACUUCGUAAUUUAGCACUGUUAGAGGCUAAGGCCAACCCAUCAAAAGCUGAAGCCGACUUGUUACCGGAAACAGAUGAGAAGGAUGAAGAUGUACCGGAAACCACGGGGAAGAAAUCACUACCUAUCCGGUUUGAGAUGCCGCAUCGCCGGUUUAACGCACAACUUACUGUCCAGGAAGAUACCCUGUUUAUGUACGGUGGCACUUUUGAAAGAGGAGAUCAAGAAUUCACACUUUGUGAUAUGUAUUCCAUCGACUUACUCAAGAUGGAUGGUGUGAGAGAAAUAUUCUAUGAAGAGCCUGAACACUGGAACGAUGCGAUUGUCCCAGAUAGUGAAGAUGAAGAAGAUGAAGAUGACGAUGAUGAUGACGAGGGUGAUGAAGAUGAGAACAUGGAAGAAACCUCAUCUAUUACUGCUCCUUCUACAGUUGCAACUGAAAUUACAGAGCCUACAUCCAUCGAGGCUGAGGCCGAGAAGGAAGAGGAACCAGAACCAACUGUAGUCGACUCUCGACCGCACCCACGACCAUUUGAGAGUUUGCGCGAGUUCUACAGCAGAAGUUCGACAGAAUGGCAAGACAUUGUUCUGGCAAAACUGAGGGAGAAAGAUAGUGGCGCCGAAAUGUCAGUCAAGGAACUUCGGAAGGUUGCGUUUGACUUUGCUGAAGAGAAAUGGUGGGAUUGCCGCGAGGAGAUUACCGCCCUCGAGGAUGAGCAAGCAGAGGCGGGAAUUGGUGAAGUGGUUAGUAUGGCUACUCGGGGUGAUUCAGGGCCGAGACGGAGAUGA
Trichophyton benhamiae CBS 112371 is the source of this 1935-nucleotide messenger RNA. RefSeq lists its product as uncharacterized. The record is from RefSeq and is a predicted model, not a curated record. Gene Ontology annotation, molecular function: protein binding. Bases 1 to 1935 code for a protein of 644 amino acids. Lineage: Eukaryota; Fungi; Ascomycota; Eurotiomycetes; Onygenales; Arthrodermataceae. The transcript is spliced from 3 exons.